Messenger RNA from Cavenderia fasciculata, 189 nucleotides. RefSeq lists its product as uncharacterized. The coding region runs from base 1 to 189 and encodes 62 amino acids. The record is from RefSeq and is a predicted model, not a curated record. The transcript has a single exon. NCBI's taxonomy places the organism in Eukaryota, Evosea, Eumycetozoa, Acytosteliales, Cavenderiaceae.
AUGAAUGCCACUUGUCAUAUUAUAUCAUCAUCAUCAUCAUGUCUAACUCUAUUUAUAAUUUAUAUAUCUUCUACUUCUACUUCUACUUCUUUGUUGAAAGAUUAUAAGGAAAGAGAUAAUCUCGCUCUUCAUAUUAAGAUAAUCAAAAAAAUGAAUAUAAAUUAUUUAAAAAAAUCUUUACACCUUUGA